Messenger RNA from Sceloporus undulatus (fence lizard), 1005 nucleotides. Its product is annotated as selenoprotein W-like. The record is from RefSeq and is a predicted model, not a curated record. Lineage: Eukaryota; Metazoa; Chordata; Lepidosauria; Squamata; Phrynosomatidae. Gene Ontology annotation, cellular component: cytosol. Gene Ontology annotation, biological process: response to selenium ion. The transcript has 6 exons.
AAAGGGCCUUCAGUCGCAGCAACGUUCCAAAUCGGAACGUUGGCAUUCUCAGCGUUCGGUCGGUGCCUUUGAUCUCGAGCUCAGCGUUCCAUAAGAGAACGUUGGAGGCCUGAACGUUCGCUGCCAUCAUCAUGGCUGUCAAAAUCAAGGUGGUCUAUUGUGGGGCCUGAGGAUACAGUCCCAAGUAUCAGAAGCUCAGGAAACAACUUGAAAAAGAGUUUCCGGGCAAGCUGGAAAUUACUGGGGAAGGGACUCCUCAGGUCACAGGAUGGUUUGAAGUGACAGUGGCAGGGAAGCUGGUGCACUCCAAAAAGAAUGGAGAUGGCUUUGUGGAUGAUGACACCAAAUUCCGCAAGAUAACUAUGGCCAUCAAAGCAGCUUUAGCAUAAAAAUGGCUUUGAGGAUGCAGCAACUGUUCACUGGGAGUAAAGCUUAAGGACACAUCUGUUUUGUUCAUUUUGGCCAAGCGCUUGAUGAUGGGAGCUGCUGAAAUGUCAUCAGACGCCUGGCAGUUCCCUGAAACCCCUUUGCGUAGGAUGCCAUCUUGAGCAAAGCCUGAUGAAGAACUUGAGCUCUGGAUGUCACACCUGAAGGCAGAAUUGGGCCUGGCGCUACAACUACCACUUUGACGCUGUGUGUUCUUUGUUUGCUGUAUGGGGUCUUCGCUUUCUUUGUGGUUCUGGUUUUAAUAUUUGAGAGCAGUAGCUCUGGCUUUGGAUUGAGGAUGAGAAUGGAGAGCCUCCUUCCUAAUCUGUUGCUUUUGGCUCUUUGGGUACUGAAUAUUCUCAAAUGCCUUCCGUUUUUUAAAGAAAAAAUCAGAAGUGCUUCCAAAAUUGCCAUUGAAUCCAAUCCCCCAAAAUUUGCCUUGAUCAGGUUUAGAAUUCUAAAAAAUACAAUUUGUCAAUGCCAUUAUUCUUUUUUGCUUUCUUUAUGCCCAUGGAUGCCUUUUCUGAUGGUUGUUUCUAUUGAAUGCAGUGAGCAGGUAAUAAAAUGCCUCUUUCAAGA